CGUAUUCGAAGUGUCGUUUCCGUGUGUAUAACAGAUGUUCAGUCCACGUUUGCUAGCUAUCGUGCUAACAACAAGGCUCGCUGGCUGACGCCGAACCUGGAGCACGUUGUCCCCAAUAAUCCAUAUCCGAUCCCUGCGUGACAGGUCGGCGCAUAUCGGGGAGUGGAUCGAAGGGGAGAGUCAGAGGAAUCGGGCGACGACGAGACCAGGAGGAAGAGCAUCAAUGGCGACAUGGACCCUAAUCAGCCUCCCGCCACGAAUAAAGAAGAGUCUCCUGUUGACAUGGACACCAUCAUCCUAGACCCAGAGGAGGAGGAUGUGGACCUUGUUCAUUGCCGUAUCGGAAAAAUUGAAGGACUGGAAGUGCUUCAGAAAGCAAAUACACUUUCCUUACGGCAGAAUCUGAUUAAAAAAAUUGAAAAUCUCGACAGUUUGAGCUCACUGCGAGAGCUCGAUUUGUAUGACAAUCAAAUCCGCAAGUUGGAGAACCUGAACAAGCUCACUCAGUUGGAGCAGCUGGAUGUGUCCUUCAACGUUCUGAGGAAGAUGGAAGGUUUGGAGCAGCUGACUCGGCUGAAGAAACUUUUCCUGCUUCACAACAAAAUCGGCACCAUCGCCAACCUGAGUCACUUCCCCUGCCUGGAAAUGCUGGAGCUGGGCUCCAAUCGCAUUCGAGUCAUAGAGAACCUGGAUACGCUCACGUCUUUGCAAAGCUUAUUCCUUGGCACCAAUAAAAUCACCAAGCUGCAGAAUAUGGACAGCUUACACAGCCUGACUGUGUUAAGCAUUCAGAGUAAUCGGAUUACUAAAAUGGAAGGUUUGCAGAACCUGGUCAGCCUGCGAGAGCUCUACCUCAGCCACAAUGGCAUCGAGGUCAUCGAGGGCUUGGAAAACAAUAAAAAGCUGACUACUCUGGACAUUGCAGCCAACAGAGUGAAGAAGAUCGAGAAUAUUGGCCAUCUAACGGAGCUGCAGGAGUUCUGGAUGAACGACAACCAGAUCGACAACUGGUCGGACCUGGACGAGCUGAAGAACGCCAAAUCCCUGGAGACGGUCUACCUGGAGAGAAACCCGCUGCAGAAGGACCCGCAGUACCGGCGGAAGAUCAUGCUGGCGUUGCCCAGCGUGCGCCAGAUCGACGCCACCUUCAUCCGCUUUUAAACCUGCAGUAUGGUACACGCCGUCCGCCCCAGCAUCAAGCAGCACCGCCACUCGCCACUCACCGAAUCAUUCUCGCUCCAGAUACAGAAUAGACGGUGCAGCUUCAAAGUAUGCGCUUCUUCACAAGUCCAUCCAUGGGAUGGGAACGUAUUCAUUAUGGCACUGGGAAUGAACUGUCAAGUAGCAUCCAAUCAAUCACUUUGCUAUUUUCGAUCAUGUAGCCAAUUGACGUAUUUGUCUGAUUUUGAAAGCGCUAAAAGGCAAGAGGGAUCGGAUCGCUCACCAACAAUGAUUUGAUGUGAGAGUAAAUUGAACAAAUUGAAGUUGUAAGUCAAGCUAGCCCAAAAGUAGCUACACACUUGGAAGGUGAUAAAUACAAUCAACAAUUUGCGUUCUAAUCUUUGCCCACCCUGUAGAUCCGGCAGUUAGCUUAUUGAAAUAACUCCCUAACUCCUAAUGACUCCUUUUAAAUCUGAAGAUGCAUCAUUUCAAACUUAUUUGCAAAUUUUGUUUGUGUGUGUUCUUGACAUAAUUUACAGCAAAACGCGACAAAUGUCCCCCAGGCUCGCCUCGUCACUUCAUCUUACAAUCAAGUGACACCUUUGUCGUCAAAUAAAUCUUACAAGAAUGUAACAUUUGUGUCUAUCUCGGAUGGUAAAUAAUGUUUCCCUUUUUUGUGUAAUACCGAUCACAACUUUUUUUGCUUGUUUUGUUGUCAGAUUUGUUUGGAGUGCUUCACAAAGGUUUUUACUGGUUUACCUCCAGCUCUGAGAAUGGAUGAUGGGUUUAAAGAUGCUGCUGUGACACAUUCUGUAUUAUUUAUUGACAGUUGCACUCAACUAAAAAAAUCUGAGGGGCUGUUUUUGUGGUGGUCUCUUUGAAAUAACUUGGAGAGCACUAGAUUUGAUCCAUGUAUACAUAUAUACCCUACUUUGUUCAUUUGACAUCAUGGCUAAAAAAAACAGAUUUUUUUUGUAGAGUUAAAAGUUGUACACAUUUUGAGAUAUUUUACGCUUGGUUUUAAUGGACUCACAAUGUCAAGUAAUGGAUUGAAAGAAUUAAUGUGUGUUGCCAGUGAAUUUAAGUGGUUAAAUCAAGUGAUCUUAAAUUGUCAUUGAAAGAGUUAAUCUGACAUGCCAUUUGUUGUUUAAAUAAUCUACACCACAGGGUUUUGGGACUUGAAAUGGAAUGUAUUAUGCAAACAACAAUAAAUGUAUAGUAUUACUACUUUA
This is a messenger RNA of Syngnathus acus (greater pipefish), 2393 nucleotides long. RefSeq names its product protein phosphatase 1, regulatory (inhibitor) subunit 7 (gene ppp1r7). NCBI's taxonomy places the organism in Eukaryota, Metazoa, Chordata, Actinopteri, Syngnathiformes, Syngnathidae. Gene Ontology annotation, molecular function: protein binding. The transcript is spliced from 10 exons. The record is from RefSeq and is a predicted model, not a curated record. The coding region runs from base 232 to 1161 and encodes 309 amino acids.